CAAACAGGCUAGGACCGCCACUGCCCCUCCUCCUCGUGUGACCUAUUCGGACACUAUAAAAGUAAUCACCCAGGAUUUCUUCUGUCGGACUUUCUUGCGCGUUUUCGCUUUGGCUGUGCAGACGUCUCUCUGAAAUCCUCGCAACUUUCUCCGCUUCCCCUCCAGGAUUUUUCUACUUUGAAGGGUGAACAUGAUUAACUAUGAAGUGACCGUGUUCACUGGCAAUCUGGCCUUGGCCUCCACUUUCAAUAGUGUCUACAUUACACUGGUCGGGACAGAUGGAGAGAGCAAACGCAUUGAUCUCACAAGCUGGAAACCAUCUUUCUUGAAAGGGCAAGUAUCUCAUUUUAUUGUGUCCUGCCCAAAAUUCCUUGGAAAGCUGGUGAUGAUAAAGUUAGACAAACAGAAAAGGAUUCUCAAAGACUCUUGGUAUCCUGCCAAGGUGGAAGUGAAAUCCCCUAAAAACAAAACCUACCACUUCCCCAUCUACCACUGGAUUACUGACAGUGAGGUCUAUUGCUUCAGAGAGGGGACAGCUCUCAGAAUCUUUGAUGACAGCAACAGUCAUGUUGGUGGGCACAGUCGGCAGCAGGAACUUAAGCAGCGACAGAAAGUCUUUCGGUCCUCGCAGCGCAGGCUUGCCGCUGCUAAAACUAAACAGAGCUCCCCGAAAGGCACAGCCAAUCACAUUGGCCAUAUUUGUCACAUGAGCUGGGAUGUAUAUGCACAGGGGAUACCCCAGUGCAUUAAGGCAGACAGCAUUCAGUCUCUGCCCUAUGAUGUCCAGUUUUCCUUCACCAAGACAGCAGAGAUGAAAUACACUGCAGUCACAGGACUGGUAGAGUUGGAACUGAUUGAAAUGGCUGAGUUAAAGAAAAAGUGGACUCACAUAGAUGAUAUUAGUCAUCUUUUAUGCGCUCAUCGAACUCAAGUAACAGACUUUGUUCAUAAACAUUGGAAGGAAGACUCUUUAUUUGGCUACCAGUUUCUCAAUGGUGUCAACCCCAUGUUGAUCCGAUGCUGUAAAGCACUCCCAAAAAACUUUCCUGUCACCGGUGACAUGGUCUCUCUCCAUGGUGGGGGAAGUCUGGCAGAUGAAAUGAUGAAGGGCAACAUCUUCCUGUGUGACUACAAGCUUUUGGAUGGAGUGCAACCAAACACCAUCAGCAGAAAGAAGCAGUAUCUGAUGGCUCCUCUUAUUCUGCUUCAGAAAACCUCUGAUAAUAAGCUGAUGCCAAUUGCUAUUCAGCUAAAGCAGAAACCAGCAAAGGACAACCCAAUCUUCCUUCCUACUGAUUCUGAGUAUGACUGGUUGUUGGCCAAAAUCUUUGUGAGAAGUGCAAAUUUCAACUUCUAUGAAGUCAGUGUUCACCUGCUACGCACACACCUGCUGGCUGAGGUUUUUACAGUCUCACUGCUGCGUAACCUGCCCAUGGUGCAUCCACUGUACAAGCUUCUGAUGCCUCACACUCGCUACACGCUUCAGAUCAACGUCUUAGCUCGGCAACUUCUAAUAUCUCAGACGGGAGUUUUGACUCGGUUUGCAGCUUCUGGUGGAAAGGGUGUAAUCACAAUCCUGCAGAAAUCGUUAUCCUCCCUGACCUACAGCUCCCUCUGUAUCCCAGAUGAUAUUGCAGAACGUGGGCUGAAAGAUGUACCAAACUUCUACUACAGGGAUGAUGGAUUGAAGCUUUGGGAAAUCAUCUUCAGGUUUGUGAAAGAAAUUCUCACCUCCUACUACAAGACUGAUGCUGAAGUCCAGAAAGACUCUGAACUGCAGAACUGGAUUCAUGACAUUUAUGAACAUGGAUUCCUUUCACAAGCAAGCACAGGAAUUCCACAGAAAUUCACCACUGUGGAUGAGAUGAUCAAGUUUGUCACCAUGGUGAUCUUCACUUGCUCUGCCCAGCACUCAGCUGUCAACUCUGGGCAGUACGACUUUGGUGCCUGGAUGCCCAAUAGUCCUGUCACGUUGCAGCUUCCCCCACCAACUAAAAAGGGGAAAGCAAGUGAAAAAAGCAUGCUAGAUACAUUCCCCGAUAUUCAAACAACAGUUCAUGGCAUGGCCGUCAUGUGGCUACUCAGCAAGCAGUCCUCUGACUCUAUCUUUCUUGGCCAGUACCCAGAGGAGCAUUUCAGUGAGGAGGUUCCCUGCCAAAAAAUAAAGGAUUUCCAAGUAGAGCUCAAAAGGCUGAGUGCAGAGAUCAAAGCCAGAAACUCAGGGUUGGACCUGCCAUACACAUACUUGGACCCUGAGGUGAUUGAAAACAGUGUGUCAAUUUGAAUAUUAGAAGGCAGCUUCUCUUCCUUUAGUUCAGUAACAAAAACAGAAAAGAAAGUAAAGUUUGAGGUCUGCCCGUAAUGCAUUCUAUUGAUUUAACUUUAGUUUACCAGCAAUUUCUAAAAUAUUCUUCUGAGUUUCAGUUAAUACAAUGGCCAGGUUUUAUGUUUCAGGUUUUAUGUUUUGUAAUUAGAAAAUAUAUCAGUGGAAAGAGUGUUUCUGAUUUAGAAGUAUUUCUAUUUUUUUAAUCAUAAUUUUAAAGCUGUUUCUCUCUUGAAUAAUGAAAAGGUAAAUACAUAGAUAGAAAGCUGCUAGGGUGAGAAGGGCUUGAAGAAAUAAGUUCUCCUUUGCACUUCUCUGGUUUUUGAUUCUCAAUUUUGUUUCAAUACAAGCUUUAUAUAAUCAAUAUUUUUGUCUUAUUGCAGUGUAUUGCAUGAAUCCAUAAAAAGUGUAACUACUUUGAAAUAGGAAAAUUAAUAGCUAUAUCAUUUUAAAAGAGACAUGAAUGCAUAAUUUUAUGAUGUUUCAUUUAAAUUCUUAGAAAUUUCUGCCUGUGAAUACAUGAUUUAAAGGGUGAAGAAGGAGCUUACUGUGUUAUUUUUCUGUGUGAACUAUACUUAGGCCCUGUUUAUAUCAACUGGUUUUUAAGCUUGCCUGACAUAAAUGAUGAUAGUUUGAUCUCUUUCUGAACUGUUUUCCGUAUGUAAAAGAUGGAAUAUAAACACUGACCCAGUCAAAAUCCUUGUUUUAUUGCAGAUUCAUGGCUUUUGUCAUGUUUAGAUGAAGGCGUGGAGUGCUAAGAUAUUAGUAAAUACUAGCAGUAAGGACGAAAUUAAUAAGAAUUUAGCGAUUCUGAUUCCAUCAUUUAUCGAUUGGAUUCCUUAUUGAUUCUAACUGACUCCACUUUGAGACUCACCACCACCACUAAGCAGAAUAUCAAAGAAAUACUUACAUUCAUGCAAAUUAAUUACAUUCUGUGUGGUCGAAUGUUUGUGCAUGUUGGAGGUAUUUCCCUCUUUGUUGUGAUCAGUGUUGGGUCAUUACUCAGUGAAGUAAAGUAAAAAAGUUCUUACACAAAACACUUUUCUUAAAAGUAAUGCACUUAAUUACACCCAGGAGAAAGACAUUCAUUAUACUACCUGUUACGUUACUUUCAUAUUGCUAAAAAAUAAAAACCUGAACCACA
This is a messenger RNA of Oreochromis niloticus (Nile tilapia), 3467 nucleotides long. RefSeq names its product hydroperoxide isomerase ALOXE3. The record is from RefSeq and is a predicted model, not a curated record. Gene Ontology annotation, biological process: lipid oxidation. NCBI's taxonomy places the organism in Eukaryota, Metazoa, Chordata, Actinopteri, Cichliformes, Cichlidae. Gene Ontology annotation, molecular function: oxidoreductase activity, acting on single donors with incorporation of molecular oxygen, incorporation of two atoms of oxygen; iron ion binding; protein binding. Bases 191 to 2284 code for a protein of 697 amino acids. The transcript is spliced from 16 exons.